This is a messenger RNA of Oncorhynchus gorbuscha (pink salmon), 762 nucleotides long. RefSeq lists its product as uncharacterized. The transcript has a single exon. Bases 1 to 762 code for a protein of 253 amino acids. The record is from RefSeq and is a predicted model, not a curated record. Lineage: Eukaryota; Metazoa; Chordata; Actinopteri; Salmoniformes; Salmonidae.
AUGGUGGCGUCGGCUGGCCACCUCUUGGAGACCCACCUCCAUAUCAGCUCUCCUCGGGUUGAGAACCACACCCCACCCUUCUCUGACACUCCUCACCUCCCUGUUCAGCCCCAGUUCCCCCACCCGAAACCCCAGUCUCAGCCUAAACUACUGCACCCCCACCCAGAACCCCUGUCUCAACAACUACACCCCCACCCAGACCCCCGGUCUCAACUACUACACCCCUACAUCCACCCCCACAACCACCCAGACCCCCAGUCUCAGCUACAGCAACCCCACUCCCACCCCCACAACUAUCCAGACCCCCAGUCUCAGCUACAACAACCCCACUCCCACCUCCACAACUACCCAGACCCCCAGUCUCAGCUACAACAACCUCACUCCCACCCCCACAACCACCCAGACCUCAAGACUCAACUAUUGCAGCCUCACCCCCACAACCACCCAGACCCCCAGUCUCAGCUACUGCACCCCCACCCCCACAACUACCCAGACCCCCAGUCUCAGCUACUGCACCCCCACCCCCACAACUACCCAGACCCCCAGUCUCAGCUACUGCACCCCCACCCCCACAACUACCCAGACCCCCAGUCUCAGCCUCAGUUACUGUAUUCCCACUCUGACUCCCAGCCUCAGCCAAGGCCCUGGGCCAACCACCGCCUCUAUACCCACUCCCAGACCUCCAGGCGGCCCCAGCUCCAGCGCCAGCCACGUCUGCCUCCAUGCCCAGUAGGGAGAAUGGAUCCUGCGUACGGACCGUAG